Molecule: messenger RNA, 543 nt
Organism: Benincasa hispida (wax gourd)
Lineage: Eukaryota; Viridiplantae; Streptophyta; Magnoliopsida; Cucurbitales; Cucurbitaceae
Source: RefSeq, a predicted model, not a curated record
AUGUCGAAGUACGUAAAAUUUCUGAAGGAUAUUCUGAUGAAGAAAAGAAGAAUCAGUGAGACAAAAGUAAUUGCUUUAACGCGAGAGUGCGAUGUGUUAGUCAGCAAAAAAUUACCCAAGAAACAGAAGGAUACAGGACGCUUCAUAGUCCCAUGCUCAAUCAGAGGGCUAGACGUGGGACAUGCGCUAUGUGAUCUGAGAGCAAGCAUCAACCUCAUGCCCCUCUCAAUUUUCGAGAAAUUAGGAAUUGGUGAAGCACAACCCACUUCAGUAAUGCUUCAACUCGCUGAUAGAAUGAUCACAUAUCCUGAAGGAAAGAUUGAGGAUGUUUUGGUGAAAGUUGAAAAAUUCAUAUUCCCAGCAAAUUUCGUCAUCCUUGAUUAUGAAGCAGACAGGGAUGUACCAAUCAUUCUUGGACGCCCCUUUCUUGCCACUAGGAAAGUACUAAUAGACGUGCAUAAGGGAGAACUGACCAUGCGUGUAGAUAACCAGGAAAUGAAAUUUAAUGUGUUAAACGCAUUAAAAUUUCUGGAUAAUGAAUAA